Malania oleifera is the source of this 1911-nucleotide messenger RNA. Its product is annotated as homogentisate phytyltransferase 1, chloroplastic. The record is from RefSeq and is a predicted model, not a curated record. The transcript is spliced from 14 exons. Lineage: Eukaryota; Viridiplantae; Streptophyta; Magnoliopsida; Santalales; Ximeniaceae. Gene Ontology annotation, cellular component: membrane. Gene Ontology annotation, molecular function: prenyltransferase activity. Bases 260 to 1594 code for a protein of 444 amino acids.
CAGGGGUGUAUUAACGAGGGGCGGACGUGAGUUCCCGGCGGAGGAAAUUUCUAUCUCCCCAUCCAAACACCAUCCCACAGAUAUUCCCCAACUCGUCCCGUGGCUUCGUACGGCCGACGGGCGAGCUGGUGAGGCCAAGCUUGAAAGAAAAUUUUGGAAAAUUGUUGGGUGGGUCCUCAAACCCCACGUCAACGGCUUCACCAAACCCGCAUGGUGGCGUCCCACCAGUGAGGUGACUGUAAAUGGCGGACAAUGACAAAUGCUCUCUCUGUACGUAGAGAGAGAGACGGAGAGAAAAAGUAGAGUUUCUGGCGUUGUGUUGCUGAAGAAAGACAUGGGUUCUGCGUGUGCGUGGCUUGGGUGGUUUCCCAGAACCUCUUCGCUCUCGUUUCCUGUUGCUGCCGAGUUGCCUACAUUCGCAAGUGGUGGGAAUGCUAGGAAAAGUGACAGUUUCAAAAAGGGUCGUUUUUUAACAAUCCAGGUUUCAAGUGGAGAAGAGUGGAACAGCAUAGAAAGAUGCCGUGUUGUUGGGUUUCAGCAGCAUCUUAUAAAGCAUCAUACUGGAAGUAUUCGGAAACAAUCUGCAAUCUACAAGAGACAAUAUAGAAAGUAUCUGGUGAAUGCAGCUUCUGGACAUCCUGUUGAAUCGGACCCUGAAGCUUUUAAUCAGAAUAAAACUUGGGUAUCUGUGAAAAAUGCCUUGGAUGCUUUCUACAGGUUUUCGCGACCUCACACAGUUAUAGGAACAGCACUGAGCGUAAUCUCGGUUUCUCUUCUUGCUGUCGAGAAGUUGUCAGAUUUUUCUUUAUUAUUUUUCACUGGUGUCUGGGAGGCCCUGGUAGCUGCCCUUUUCAUGAAUAUUUAUAUUGUUGGACUAAAUCAGUUGUCUGACAUAGAGAUAGACAAGGUUAACAAGCCUUACCUUCCGUUGGCAUCAGGGGAAUAUUCUGUUGGCACUGGCAUAAUGAUUGUUACAUCCUUUUCCAUUAUGAGCUUUUGGCUAAGCUCGGUUGUUGGUUCAUGGCCAUUAUUCUGGGCACUUUUCAUCAGUUUUGUACUUGGAACGGCAUAUUCAAUCAACCUGCCAUUGUUGAGAUGGAAGAGAUUUGCUUUAGUUGCAGCAAUGUGCAUCCUAGCUGUGCGGGCAGUGAUUGUCCAAGUUGCAUUUUAUUUGCAUGUUCAGACUUAUGUGUACAGGAGACCCAUUGUCUUUCCAAGGCCUCUGUUCUUUGCAACUGCAUUCAUGAGCUUCUUCUCAGUUGUUAUUGCAUUGUUUAAGGAUAUACCUGAUAUUGAUGGAGAUAGAAUAUUUGGUAUCCAAUCUUUUACAGUAAGAUUGGGUCAAAAGCGAGUAUUUUGGGUUUGUAUUUUGCUGCUUGAAUUAGCUUAUGGUGUUGCCAUUUUAGUUGGAGUGACAUCUUCCUGCCUUUGGAGCAAAUUCAUCACGGUUUUGGGUCAUGCUAUUUUGGCUUCAAUUCUAUGGAACAGAGCCAAGUCCAUUGAUUUGAAGAGUAAAGCUGCAAUAACAUCCUGUUACAUGUUCAUUUGGAAGCUUUUUUAUGCUGAGUAUCUACUCAUACCACUUGUAAGGUAAAAAUGUUGUUAUGGGAUUACCACUUGGCUGAUGUCUCCUUUGCUCCAAGAUACAAAUAAGAGACUACAAUAUGUGUUACAUGGGAUCUUUGGGUUGCUUGUUUAAGUGAACAAAGGUAUUAAGACAUGGAGAAACAAAAUCAAAAGCCCCAUGCUAUUUUGUUAGUACUGUUGAUCUUAAUCAAUCAUCACAAUAAUUUGGAUAGUUUAAAUUGGUUACAUAAGUUGGACUGGGUUGUAACAAACUGGUGGCACAAUUUGGUAAAAAAUGGGAGUGGCAGAGAUUUUAAAAAUUAAUGGAGACUUGACUUGAUUAAA